AUGGGAAUCAAGGGUUGCAUUUGUACUGCCACAUGGGUGAGACGCGUCUCGUGUUUCAUUGAACCCUCGAAGGCUGCAUUUGCAACCCAUGAAUCUAUUCUCAAAGAUAAGAGGACCCAGAAAGACACGGCUUCCUUGAUAUACACCGAUGGCAGUGGCUUCGAAGGCCACAUUGGUGCAGCUGCCGUCAACAUCCACGACGGUGAUACCGUUAUCUCCGACCGCAGACAUCUCGGACGGAGAGCCAGUCCACGCGACAACAAGGACAUGCCAACACCCACAAAGGCUCGAGAAGUGAUUCUUUUCUCUGACAGCCAGGCUGCUAUUCAAGCAGUCCAGAGCCCACAGCGACCGUCGGGUCAGUACGCCCUUACGAACAUAUACAAACACGUACGGACCCUUCGAUCGCGAUACUCGACAAAUGUUACCCUCCAUUGGAUCCCCGCACAUGCCGGGGUGUCUGGCAAUGAGCCUGCCGACGGUAGUGCGAAAUGCGCGGCCCUCGAAGUUGCGGAAGGUGCGACCAGCGGAGCGGAUAAAACCGAUCAUCCGGCUUGCAGCCGCGGCAAAACGGAUGGUCCGAGAGCGCAUCCAGGAGCGCUGGAAGAAGCAGUGGGAGAGCGAGGGGACCGCUCGGCCCACAAAGCGCGUAGUGGAAUGGCCGAACAAGAGGGUCUUACGAGCAAGGAAGUGGAUUCCGAUAAAUGCCCCUGUGGAGAGGGCUCAUCUCAGACCCCGAAGCAUGUCUCGCUUCAAUGCCAGACCUUCGGAGACUUAAGAAAGCCAUUGUUUCGAACCCGCUGGCAAUCCGCUACGUUGCCAAAUACAUGCACCAAACCGGCCUACUUGCUCAGUUUCACCAUACAUGAGCAAGAAGAAUCCGAUGAUGAAGCUGAAGACCUCAACCUCGAGGUCAUGGAGCAGAAUCCCGAAGACGCUAGGCACUACCCAAUGCUUGCUACUACGUUUGAGGAAGGAGAGAGCCUCAUUCAGCUAUUCGAAUACACGGUGUCUGACUGGCCAGAUGCUCUGAAUGGCGUGGAUCAACAGAACACCCAACUGAGGAUGAAGUGA
Messenger RNA from Penicillium arizonense, 1074 nucleotides. RefSeq names its product ribonuclease H family protein. Lineage: Eukaryota; Fungi; Ascomycota; Eurotiomycetes; Eurotiales; Aspergillaceae. The record is from RefSeq and is a predicted model, not a curated record. Bases 1 to 1074 code for a protein of 357 amino acids. The transcript has 4 exons. Gene Ontology annotation, molecular function: RNA-DNA hybrid ribonuclease activity; nucleic acid binding.